Molecule: messenger RNA, 1221 nt
Organism: Epithele typhae
Lineage: Eukaryota; Fungi; Basidiomycota; Agaricomycetes; Polyporales; Epitheliaceae
Exons: 13
Coding region: 1-1221 (406 amino acids)
Source: RefSeq, a predicted model, not a curated record
AUGAACCACGAGAUACCCGAUACCGAACAGCUGAAGAAGCCGCUCAUGAUCAAACGGCCGCGUCCCGAGAAACAUGCCCUCAUCGAAGAGUUCUUCGUCGUUCAGGUACAGCUGUACAUCCAGACAGCAGUUGCAGUGAUGAUAGUGUACGAAUACCUUAUCACACUUCCAUCCGAGAUCUUUCUUUAUUGGCCAUCCCUGCGGAAAGCGACUGGUGCUGUAUCUCUGUUCAUGAUUAACCGAUAUCUCUCGCUUGGCUACUACGUAUACGACCUGUGGUUUACGUUCAACACCCCGACUACCAAAAUCGUAAGUACUGCGCUCCCAGUAUGCAUUCGAAACUUCGCUCACGACUUCAAACCACAGGAGGCGCUGGUAACCGCAUAUUUUCAAGCCAUCCUCAGCAUUUGCAUCUACCUUCCCUGGGCAGCCUUCGCCGGGUUGCGGAUAUACGCCAUCUCGCGGAACUUGAUUGUGUCCAUCCUGAUCUUUCUCUUGUCCGCCGCCCCGUUCGCGAUCAACAUGGCGUUCAACAUACCGACCCUGUUCGCGGAGCAGCUAGGGCCUGACUAUUGGGCGACCGGUGCAAGCUCGAUUCUCACCGCCUUGCCAUGUAGAUUGGGGAUCGUCUCUCGAGGUGCACUCAUCGUCGCGGACGUUCUCACCGUUGCGGCGACCUGGUACAACCUGUGGCACACUCGCUCGCUCAUCGCCCGGGAAGAGCGCGAAGCCCAAACUCUCUCGAGCAUUCUCUUGCGCGACGGUACGAUAUACUUCAUCACGCUUGUCCUCCUGAACAGCCUGCAUCUCGCGCUCACCCUCGCCUCCGUCGGCACCAGCCUCGCCGGCCGCGCGAGCUUCAUCAACUCCUUCACGGAGCCCAUCACCACCGUCCUCAUCUCCCGCUUCCUCCUCAACCUCCAGGCCGCGAACAAGCGGAUCGUCGGGGAGACGUCGACGGCGACGUCGGACGGGCGCGCCGCCGCCGCGCCGGCCGGGACGCUCGUCUUCCAGCGGGUCGUCGGCUCGAUGGGCGCGUCGCUCGACUUUGGGAUCGGGACCGCGGGCGGCGGUGGCGGUGAUUUCGAUUUCGAGUUCGGGUUAGAGUCCGAGUCCGAGGGGCACGAGCUCCACUCUGUUGGUCGCGGCGAGCACAAGGACGGAGGUGGGGGGUACGGCGGUGGCGACGUUGAGCGGGCGGAGGAGGCUUCGAAGGUCUGA